GCGGCGCCUUGGAAGUCCGCCGAGUGGAAUCUGCUCCACCGAGAGGUUCUUCUGCGCGGUGGAGGAGCCGCCGCCGCAGGGGACUGGGGUGGACCCCUAAGUAUGCUUCGUGUGUCCCUUUAAGUGUGUGUAGUGGGGCAUCUGGUUUUUUCUUUUCUCUUUGCUGCAAAUGAAGACUUGCUGCUACCAGAAAAUGGUAUGGAGAUCGUGUGGAGAUGGGUUCAAAUUUGAAUUUUUAAAAAGUGUGAAAAUGGCGUCUAAGAAGGAGCUCACUAAUGACCAACGGUUUUCCCGCAUUACCAAAGACCCAAGAUUUUGGGAGAUGCCAGAAAAAGACCGCAAGAUCAAAAUUGAUAAAAGGUUUCGGUCUAUGUUUCAUGACAAAUUCAAGCUGAAAUAUACUGUGGAUAAAAGAGGGCGACCUAUACAACAUAGUUCUACAGAAGACCUGAAACGCUUCUAUAACCUUUCUGAUUCAGAUUCUGAUCUUUCAGAGCCAGAUAGUAAAUCAGUGGAGAAGAAAACUAAACAAAAAAAGGCAAAAGCUAAAGGAGAGAGACACUCAGAGAAGUCUCUGGGAAGUAGCUCUAAAGAAGAGAGUAAAGUGAUAGAUAAGUGUUCAUCUGUAUCAAAAUCAGUUUUCUCAGAAAAUGAAGGCCAAAAAAGCAAAUCAUUCAAGUUGAAAAAGAAGGUAAAAGAAACAAAUGUAAUGAAAUCUUCAUGGGAUGCGGAACUUGCAUCAGAACAGCAGAACAAGCAAGGAGAGAUGGCUGCAAAAAGCACAGAAAAUGAAGAUGAUACCGGUGGCAUCUGUGUUAACAAAAAUUUUAAAAAUAAAGCUGCUAAAAAUGAGGAAAACUUUGAACUUGAAGUAUUGGAAGGCAGUGGGGGAACUGGAGAGGAAAGUGAGACAGAAGAUAGUGGAGAUCUGGAAGAGGAAAGCAGUUUGGGAAAUGAAGAAGCUGAUUCAGCAGAUGGAGAGACUGGAGAUGGAAGUGAGUCAGAUGAUGAUGAAAGUGACAGUGGGCCAGAUUUGGCAAGGGGGAAAGGCAAUAUAGAAACUAGUUCGGAGGAUGAAGAAGAAAAUGAUGAUAUGACUGGAAUAUUUGCAAAAGAGCCUGAAGUUGUGCAUGGAUGGGGAGAACUGGCUAAAGAUGCUCCUCGUGCAGAUAAGGUUACACACAGAUUGGCAGUUUGCAACAUGGACUGGGAUCGGCUGAAGGCUAAGGACUUACUGGCUUUAUUUAAUUCGUUUAUACCUAAAGGUGGUGGUGUGUUUUCUGUAAAGAUUUAUCCAUCAGAGUUUGGAAAAGAGAGAAUGAAAGAAGAGGAGGUGAAGGGGCCAGCAGAACUACUAAGUCUUCCUGAGGAUGUCACCGAGAAAGACUGCAUUUAUAAGGAAAAACUGAGAGACUAUCAGUUCAAACGUCUGAAAUAUUUCUAUGCUGUAGUAGAAUGUGACUCUCCAGAAACAGCCAAUAAAAUUUAUGAAGAGUGUGAUGGACUGGAAUUUGAAAGCAGUUAUUCCUUUGUGGACCUGAGAUUUAUUCCAGAUGAUGUGACAUUUGAUGAUGUGCCAAAGGAUGUGGCCUCAGAAGUGGAUGGAGCUGCUUAUAAACCCAAGUACUUCACAUCUGCUGCUGUGGCAACAUCAAAGGUAGACAUCACAUGGGAUGAGACUGAUCAUGAAAGAGUGACUUCCUUAAGUAAAACCUUUAAAAAAGAUCAACUUCUGGACAUGGACUUCCAAGCUUACUUGGCUUCAUCAAGUGAGGAAGAGGAACAGCAAGAUGAUGGUGCAACAUGCACAGCAGACAGUGAUAAAUAUAAACAUCACCCCAAGGAUGAUGAAGAGCAGAUUGCAAAAUACAGAGAACUCAUUCAGUCUAUUCAGGAAAAAGAAAAGAAGCACCAAGAAACAGAUAUGGAAAUGGAGAUUAAGUGGGUUCCAGGACUUAAAGAAACUGCUGAAGAAAUGGUAAGAAACAAGUUAGAAGGAAAGGAUAAACAAACGCCAUGGGAGCAAUUUUUAGAAAAGAAGAAAGAGAAAAAGAAACUGAAGAAAAAGCAGAAGGCUGCUGCUGAAGAAAUACUGACUGAAGACGAAUGCCCAUCUGAUAUUGAUUUGAAUGACCCAUACUUUGCUGAGGAACUUGGGAAAGAAGGUUUGAAUAAGAAGUCUAAGCAAUCAAAGAAAAAAGAAGAUGCCAAAGAAAAGGAAGAUGACAUGGAAAAACAUAAGGCCGAAAUGGCUCUGCUGGUGAUGGAUGAUGAGAAGGAUGAAAGGAGACACUUCAAUUAUGACAAGAUAGUGGAACAGCAGAACCUGAGCAAAAAGAAAAAGAAGCUAUUAAUGAAAAAGAAGGAACUGCUGACCGAUGAUUUCCAGGUAAAUGUCACUGAUGAUAGAUUCCAAGCGAUGUACACCUCCCAUUUGUUUAAUUUGGAUCCUUCAGAUCCGAAUUUUAAGAAAACGAAAGCUGUGGAAAAGAUUUUGGAGGAGAAAGCUCGUCGAAGACAGCAAGGGCUUACACAGGCAACAGAGAGAAAAGACAAUAUUGCACAGGGAGAAACUACUGCCAAAAAAUCUAUAGAUCCUGCAUUAACAAUGCUAAUCAAAUCUGUCAAGAAUAAAACAGAACAAUUUCAAGUGAGGAAGAAACAGAAAGUCAAAUGAGCCUCCUUAAUAUUGAAAAUGAAAACCCGGGGCUUGUAAAUAAAUCAAGCUAAUGCUGAUUUACAGGUGAAGACGAUCAUCCUGAAACAUUUUUCUUCUCCAUCUUUUAUGUUAAUAAAAUACUUGUAAUAAAUUGUUUCCAAAUGAAUUGUGACCCAGUUCGUGCUAAAAACAAGUUUAUCUAUAUCUCGUUUCAUUUGAGGCAAUUUGCUUUCAUUUAAAAGCAAAAAAGAAAAUAAAAGCAAGUUGUACAUUU
This is a messenger RNA of Hemicordylus capensis (graceful crag lizard), 2933 nucleotides long. RefSeq names its product ESF1 nucleolar pre-rRNA processing protein homolog (gene ESF1). Gene Ontology annotation, cellular component: nucleus. Gene Ontology annotation, molecular function: RNA binding. The record is from RefSeq and is a predicted model, not a curated record. NCBI's taxonomy places the organism in Eukaryota, Metazoa, Chordata, Lepidosauria, Squamata, Cordylidae. Bases 170 to 2677 code for a protein of 835 amino acids. The transcript is spliced from 14 exons. Gene Ontology annotation, biological process: rRNA processing.